AUGAAAAAAAGAAGAAAUCACAAUAAAAAGAAAAAGGAAAAUAAAUCAAAUAAAUUAAAAGAGCUUUAAUGUUUUAAAUUAACUUUUUUUAUUAAAAUAUUACAAUCUGAAACAAAUAAACUGCUUUUAUUAGGUGUAAGUUUUAACACAAAAAAAUAAAGAAUAAAUAUCAAAUAAUAAAAAAUGAAUAAUAAAUAAUUAAAAAUUAAAUUGAAAAUGAAGUUAACAUACCUAAAUUAUUUUUUUUUUAAUAAAAAUCAAUAAGUAAUCAUGAUAAUUUCUAUAAUAAAAAUUAUUUAUUUAAAUAAAUUGAAAGUUAAAUAAAAAAAAUAUUAAUAAAUAAUAAAAAUAAUAAAUAUUAAUUAAUAAAAUAUACCUCAAAUUAAUUUGGAGAACCUAAUGAGAUAAAAGUGA
This is a messenger RNA of Tetrahymena thermophila SB210, 414 nucleotides long. RefSeq lists its product as hypothetical. Lineage: Eukaryota; Ciliophora; Oligohymenophorea; Hymenostomatida; Tetrahymenidae. The record is from RefSeq and is a predicted model, not a curated record. The transcript has a single exon.